Molecule: messenger RNA, 1652 nt
Organism: Cynara cardunculus var. scolymus (artichoke)
Lineage: Eukaryota; Viridiplantae; Streptophyta; Magnoliopsida; Asterales; Asteraceae
Product: E3 ubiquitin-protein ligase At1g63170-like
Exons: 5
Coding region: 157-1356 (399 amino acids)
Source: RefSeq, a predicted model, not a curated record
CAGCACACAAAACCCUAGAAUAUAUUGGCCGUUUGUGUUGAUUAUUAGCACUCAAUUGAAGAACACCCAUCUUCAAUUAGGGUUUCUUUUCUAACCCCUUUUGGUUAUUUCCACAAAUUCACCACUUUUUCCGCAAUCGGAUCGACCCCCCUUUUGAUGUCGAUGGAGAUACCUUCUCAUCCACCAACUUCUUCAUCUGAAGAACACACCAACACCUCCAACAUCGAUGCAACUCCAUUACUAUCAACAACAACCUCCGCCAUCUCCGACCAAAUCUUCCGUAGCCGCCAAUUCGUCAGAGGCCCACCUUCCCUCCGUGGCGCCGCGAGGUUCCUCCGCCGUGCAAGUAGCCGGCGGAUGCUCCGUGAGCCGUCAAUGCGAGUGAGGGAAUCGGCGGCGGAACAAAUCGAAGAGCGGCAGAGUGAUUGGGCGUAUUCGCGUCCUGUUGUUAUUCUAGACCUGAUUUGGAACCUUGCGUUUGUUGUUGUUUCGAUAUCGGUGUUGAUUAUGAGCCGGAAGGAGUCUCCGGUGAUGCCGUUGAGGUCUUGGAUUGUUGGGUAUGGGUUGCAGUGUUUGGUCCAUAUGGGGUGUGUGUAUGUGGAGUAUAAGAUUCGGUACCAGCGGCGCGUGGCGGAGUUUGGCAGCGGUUCAAGGGUGGAAGUUGGUAAUGGGCAUUCGAGUGCUUCGUCGAUUUCGGUGAAUGAUGGUGGGGAGAAUGUGGAUGGUGGUUCUGCUAGGUUGCAGAAUGAUGAUGAUGAUACUAGUGUCGCUAAACAUUUGGAAUCUGCUAACACGAUGUUUUCGUUCAUUUGGUGGAUCGUUGGAUUCUAUUGGGUGUCUGCUGGUGGCCAAAAUUUGAUUUCGGAAUCACCUCAGUUAUACUGGCUUUGUAUAACGUUCUUGGCAUUCGAUGUCUUUUUUGUCGUUAUCUGCGUGGCCGUGGCAUGUGUUGUUGGUAUUGCCGUUUGUUGCUGUCUACCUUGUAUUAUUGCAAUAUUGUAUGCGGUGGCCGACCAGGAGGGUGCAACUAAGGACGACAUCGACCGUUUGCCUAAAUAUCAGUUCAAGAGAAUCAAUGAUUUUGAAAAACGAAGCGAGGAGAUCCAAGAAGCUUUUGGUGGAUUAAUGAUCGAAUGUGAUACCGAUGCACCCAUCGAGCAUGCUCUACCACGGGAAGAUGCCGAAUGUUGCAUUUGCCUUUGUGCUUACGACGAUGGAACGUAUCUCCGCGAGCUCCCGUGUUGCCACCAUUUUCACGCUGAUUGUAUCGAUAAGUGGCUUUAUAUCAACGCCACAUGCCCGCUCUGCAAAUUCAACAUACUAAAGAACGGCAACCAAGGUAGCGAUGACGUUUGAUGCAUUCAUCGUUUCUUCACUGUCGCUUCAUUCCGAAUUGCGUUUUUAAGGUGAGUUUAGCGUAUUAUCACUCUACUUUAUUGGUUAGAGGUAAGGCCUGCGUACAUCUUACCUUACUUGGAUCCCACUUCACGUGGGAUGUACCGUGUUCGUUUGGUUUGGUCUUAGGUGAGUUUAGCGUAUAAUAAUAUGAGAUUGUUGUUGAGGGACUAUUUUUCCGCAUUACGUGUAAAAAUGGCGCACGAGAUGUAAAGUAUAAUUUUUUUUUUUGGUAUGUAUGUUGUAACAUAUGUAUG